AACACCUUGGCCCAGGGGUAGUUGGAGCGGUGCAGGUUCCCAGGCUCCAGACUUUGUGCCUAUGGUUGGGGACAGAGUGAGGUCGUUGCCUUGACGACGACAGCAUGCGGCCCGUGGUCCUCCUAAGUGUGAGCUUGCGGCGGACGGAGGCCCACCUGCCUCCCUGCCUGCUUCGCCCUGGACUCGUGACUGCGUCCGCAGAAGAAAUCACAGCAGCACUGGAAUUGCUAGUUUGCUAGGCAGCAUCUUUUGGACCUGCGAGUGAUAUGCAUUUCACCUCAAAUUUGUUUACAAGUUGAAAACCUUUGGGUCUUUCUAUGCGAACGGAUUGAAGAAACACAAAAAGUGUCUACUGACUUUAAAUUAAAAUGGAAAAAUAUGAAAACCUGGGAUUGGUUGGAGAAGGGAGUUAUGGAAUGGUGAUGAAGUGUAGGAAUAAAGAUACUGGAAGAAUUGUGGCCAUAAAGAAGUUCUUAGAAAGUGAUGAUGACAAAAUGGUUAAAAAGAUUGCAAUGCGAGAAAUCAAGUUACUAAAGCAACUGAGGCAUGAAAACUUGGUGAAUCUCUUGGAAGUGUGUAAGAAAAAAAAACGAUGGUACCUAGUCUUUGAAUUUGUUGACCACACAAUUCUUGACGACUUGGAGCUCUUUCCAAAUGGACUAGACUACCAAGUAGUUCAAAAGUAUUUGUUUCAGAUUAUUAAUGGAAUUGGAUUUUGUCACAGUCACAAUAUCAUACACAGAGAUAUAAAGCCAGAGAAUAUAUUAGUCUCCCAGUCUGGCGUUGUCAAGCUAUGCGAUUUUGGAUUUGCACGAACAUUGGCAGCUCCUGGGGAGGUUUAUACUGAUUAUGUGGCAACCCGAUGGUACAGAGCUCCAGAACUAUUGGUUGGUGACGUCAAGUAUGGCAAGGCUGUUGAUGUGUGGGCCAUUGGUUGUCUUGUAACUGAAAUGUUCAUGGGGGAACCCCUAUUUCCUGGAGAUUCUGAUAUUGAUCAGCUAUAUCAUAUUAUGAUGUGUUUAGGUAAUCUAAUUCCAAGACAUCAGGAGCUUUUUUAUAAAAAUCCCGUGUUUGCUGGAGUAAGGUUGCCUGAAAUCAAGGAAAGAGAACCUCUUGAAAGACGCUAUCCUAAGCUCUCUGAAGUGGUGAUAGAUUUAGCAAAGAAAUGCUUACAUAUUGACCCUGACAAAAGACCCUUCUGUUCUGAGCUCCUACACCAUGAUUUCUUUCAAAUGGAUGGAUUUGCUGAGAGGUUUUCCCAAGAACUACAGUUAAAAGUACAGAAAGAUGCCAGAAAUAUUUCUUUAUCUAAAAAAUCCCAAAACAGAAAGAAGGAAAAAGAAAAAGAUGAUUCCUUAGGUGAAGAAAGAAAAACAUGUGUGGUACAGGAUACCAAUGCUGAUCCCAAAAUUAAGGAUUGUAAACUAUUUAAAAUAAAAGGCUCAAAAAUUGAUGGAGAAAAAGCUGAAAAAGGCAAUAGAGCUUCAAAUGCCAGCUGUCUCCAUGACAGUAGGACAAGCCACAUCAAAAUAGUGCCUUCAACAAGCCUCAAAGACUGCAGCAAUGUCAGUGUGGACCACACAAGGAAUCCAGGCAUGGCAAUUCCCCCGCUUACGCACAAUCUUUCUGCAGUUGCUCCCGGUAUUAAUUCUGGAAUGGCGACUGCGACUCUACCAAUUCAGAGUUACAGAGUGGAUGAGAAAACUAAGAAGUGUUCUAUUCCAUUUGUUAAACCGAACAGACAUUCCCCAUCAGGCAUUUAUAACAUUAAUGUGACCACAUUAGUCUCUAGUGAAAAAAGCCUCUUUCGGACAAGUAAGAAAAGAAGGGAGUACUCCAGGACAGAUGUCCAUUUGCCUGAACUAAACUAUAAUCAUCUCCCUGAACUAAGAGCAUUGGAAGGCACAGCUCGAAAUUCCAGGCUAACAAAGAAAGAGAGCAAAAUUCUUUCAAAAUCUCGAAUUCCUUCUCUGGCCGCUAUUGACCUGCACACCCCCAGUAUUACAUUACAUCAGGUAUCAAGACCUCCCCUGUCAGAUGAUUCAGGGGCUGAUUUGCCUUAAAUGGAACACCAGCACUGAGAACCAUUUUGGUUCUGAACUGGAUGCUGCUCUUGCACUUGAGAUGACAUCUUCUUGCAGCAAGAGUGCUGAUAUCCCAAGAGGAGAGAUUCAUGGUUUUGAUCAUUUCCUUCUGAACUGCCUGCAUUUUCUAAGGAAGGCCUUCUAGAAGAAGGAAAGACAAAGACUUCCAAAUGUUUCAAAGGAAGAUUGAACAAAUGGCCCUCCUCAAAUGUUAUCCCAUUACCUUUCACGUCCACCGAUGCUAUUUCAAGAUAUAUCCAGUGGAGAUUGUAUAUUUUAAGUUACCCAUGAUUAAAAGUGAGUUAAAAAGGGGGACAGAGAGAAAUAUCAUAAAUGGCCAUGUUACUCAUGCAUUGAACUUUGUGUGUUUUCUGUAUAAAUGUGUACAUUUAUUUAGGAGUGGGUUUGGUGGGGGUAGGUGAUAAUAAUGAGGAUCAGUUGAAGAAAAUUGAAGAAACUAGGAUCAGUAAGAGAAACUGUUUGCUUUGCUCGAAUUUAACUAUGAAAACACACUUAAAAAUCUUACAUGUUUCUAGAUAUUAAGGGAAUAUGUAACUCCUGUCCAUGGGUAGACAUGUAUCUUUGGUUUCUGUACUUAUUGUUGAUGUUCUAUCAGUAUAUUAUGAGACUCUGGCCUCUCUGCUGAUCUUCUAAGAACCACACUAAUGCAAGCUUGACAGAGAAACCUCUUUUCGAAUGACUUACUACAACUCUGGCAUUGGUUAGUUCUCUGUAUUGUAAGAUUCUGGUGCUAAUGUUCCAUACGGAAUUGAUCAGGACUGAUUACUCUUCUGUGAACCAAUUGCUAUUGAACCACCCAGCUGAAGAGGCUUUGGGGAGAGAAUGUUCAUGAUUAUGGACUCCACUUUUGUCCCCUAGUAGUUUAAGGGUGAUGCUAGAAUCCAGAGAAGUUCCUGUCUCCUUGUGACCUCAAACACUUAGGCCUUCUCAAAAACUUUCCGCCAAGGUGCAAAAUCAUUUACCUACAUUCCACACAUCUUUUCCAAUGCAUGGAUCCAGAACUUUUUAGGUGGGAGGAAUAAACCAAGUUGGCUACAGGUUCUUGAUUUCUGGGUUUCUAGCCAUGCUCUGCUUUAUCAUUUUAGAGAAUGGUUGUUUAAGGAAUCAGAAUUUGUGUGAGUUUUUUUUUUGCCUUAACCAGUUAAUAGUGUGUUGCUUUUUUUCCAAAGCCAUUGACUAGAACUUAGCUGAAGAAUUUACCUAGGACUUUUCUUUUUUACUCUGAGGAGCUUAAUAUUGAAAUUCUGACCUUGGAUAUUUAAGCCUCAAAAGAGUAGGACAUUCAAGAGGAGGCAAAUAAGGGGUUUCAAUGUACAAGUCUAUUUGGUGGUUAAAUUAAAAUUUGGUCUUGAUUUAAAAGCUCUACUUUUAAUCUGUGACCAGGUGUUUGACUAUAUUAGUAUGGCUAGUAUGCUGAAAAAACUAGGGUAUCAGCAUUAAUAGGCUUCAUAUUAAAAUGUUACUAUUUUAUUUUUACUUUGAAAAACACUGCCAGUAGAUUCUGCAGCAUGGCAAGCAGGUAAUACUUAAAGCCAAAUGGCGCUUCGGCUUAUUUCAAUAGUAUUUUUAUGUAAAGAUCAGUGUGAACAUAUCAGCUCAGUGGUUGAGUUUCUAGAAUCAAUUACCUUACAGUUUUUAUACUAGCUUUUGAUAUCUUUUGCCUAUUAAAAUACCUUGUGAACUUUAGGAUUAAGGAACUAAAAAUUAUUUACUAUAAGUUCAAGUUACGACUUGAGAAUCAUAUCUAAUUAGAACUGUGGCAGAACUACUAGAAAAAGAAGAUUCUGCAAAUUGGUUUCAGUGAUUCUUGAUGUAAUCAUAAUCAUCAACAGUAAUAGAUAUUGAACCAAAGUGAUCCUUUUUUUAAGUUUAAGGUUAUUUAGUUUCUCUUGCAAGGAUAUGAUUUAGUCACAUGCUAUAGGGAAUAUGUGUAUGUACUGUUGGGGAGCAGUGGGCUUGCUGUGUGUAUGUAUGUUUUAAAAUUAAUAAAUAUUAUCUUACUGGGCUCCAUAGAUGGUUUUAGUUUAGAUUAAUUAAGAGGCUAUAAAUAAUACAUACACUGCUGUAUGCUAUUUAACAAAUAAGUUUGAAAUCUGUUAAUUCUUCUUGGAAACUUUGGAUGUAGGGGUGACAAGCUAAUUUUCUUGUAUAGCUGGUGAUAUAAGCAGCAUGGUCAUAAAACAACAUUUCUUGUAAAGACUAACUGGUAAAAGUUGUGACAGAACCUGGUUUUCCUGACCUAGAAUCCCUUGCUUGCUUAGAAUAUCUGACUUCCCAUUGAAAUGGAACAUAGAAAAUGUGUUUUCUUAUGUGACUCUCAUUAUUGGUUCCUUUAUCUUAGUUGUGCUAAAAUAUAAGGCUGGACUUGUAAUAUACUAUGUAUCAGACUAGAUUGAAAAAUGUGAUCGAUUUGUUUUCUAAGCCCUCCUCUAUAUAACUGAACCACGGUCAGGGGAUUAGAGAAGAAACAGAGCACUGCUCCUAAGACUUUAGGCUAGUCUUAGUGAAAUGGAUGGACUAAAUGAAUUUUUCUGUUGUUUUUUGCAUUAAGUGUUUUUGCACUAGAAGAGGGUGCUUAACACUCCUCUAUAUGAAUAAAAAAUUAUGUUCUCACA
Molecule: messenger RNA, 4720 nt
Organism: Piliocolobus tephrosceles (Ugandan red Colobus)
Lineage: Eukaryota; Metazoa; Chordata; Mammalia; Primates; Cercopithecidae
Gene: CDKL2
Product: cyclin dependent kinase like 2
Exons: 15
Coding region: 369-2063 (564 amino acids)
Biological process (GO): protein phosphorylation
Cellular component (GO): nucleus
Molecular function (GO): ATP binding; protein serine/threonine kinase activity
Source: RefSeq, a predicted model, not a curated record